Eurypyga helias (sunbittern) is the source of this 1504-nucleotide messenger RNA. RefSeq names its product ring finger protein 219 (gene OBI1). Gene Ontology annotation, biological process: protein monoubiquitination; regulation of DNA replication. The transcript has a single exon. NCBI's taxonomy places the organism in Eukaryota, Metazoa, Chordata, Aves, Eurypygiformes, Eurypygidae. The record is from RefSeq and is a predicted model, not a curated record. The annotation marks the transcript as partial. Gene Ontology annotation, molecular function: ubiquitin-protein transferase activity.
GUUUGGUAGGUUUACAGUAGCUGCUCUCCAGUCCAAAGUAGAACAAAGUGAACGUGAAAUGAACCGCCUAAAAAAGGCACUGGAAAGAAGCGAUAAAUACAUAGAAGAAAUGGAGUGUCAGCUUUUACAGCUGAAAAACGCAGGCGAAGGAGCCCAGACAGCGAGUGCUGUUAGUGAGGGAGCGUUUUCCACAGAUGCUAAAGGAGCUGAGAGCGGUGAAGAUACGACGUGUUUGAAAACGCAGGUUGAGGAGAAAAAAGCUUUGACUACCAAUCAAAGUCCUGACAGUCUUGAGCAGCUGACAAGUGGUGGGUCUUGUUUAAGCUCUUCUAGUCAAGAUGAUUCAAAUGGCUCAAAUACCCAGUGUGCCCCAAAGAAAGAACUGUUUGCAGGCUGUCGCGGGGUUCUCCUGGAUGAAAAUACUACAAGUAUGGAUGCAUGCUUAGAAGAGCAGUGGAAUAAAAUUGAGGAAUGUACCCCAUAUAAGGAUGAAGAACUUUAUGAUCUUCCACCGCCGUGCACUCCUUUUCUAUCUCUCAGUCGCCUUCAGUUGAACACGCCUGACGGAAAAGAAACUGUGAGGAAACCAUCAGCAUUCCUGAGAAAACUGAAAUUUGAGGAGUUUUGUGACGCUUCAGAUGACUGCAGCAAAGAUUCUUCAGAACACAGCACAAGUAGCUGUAAUAGCGAAAAGAAACUAAACUGUUUUACUACAGGAAAACCAGGGUUUUGGGGGACCUGCCCAACAAAUUUUGCUGAGAACUUAGAUUUUGGUGAAUCGGAGCAAAAUUCAGUAGCUGGUCAGUCAGAUGAGACGUCAGCAAAGUCCAGUGAUAAAACAAACGUUUGCUUACCCAAAAGGUUACAUACUCUCUGCUCUUCUGAAAUGAAUCGCACAAGAACCUCCAGUGAGGCAUCUAUGGAUGCUGCCUACCUCGACAAAAUUUCCGAGUUGGACUCGAUGAUGUCCGAAUCGGACAACAGCAAGAGCCCGUGCUAUAAUUUCAAGUCCUCCGAUCUUGAUAACUCUUCCAAGCCAACAGGGUGCCCUAAGCUUCUGAAUGACCCUGAGAAGAAACUGGAAGAGAUGAAUGAGGAACAGAGUAUGAAGUGUCCAGAGACAAGCGAGCUAGCCGCUGACAGAACUGGCUGGAAACCUGCGAUGUUUUCCAUCCUGUCCCCAUCCGAGCUAAAUAUGAAUGACCACUUUCCCCUGUUUACAGGCCAAAAUGUAGUGGGUAGCGAUAGCAAACCCCCAAACUGUUUAUUUCAAAGAGACUUUUCGCAGAGUUUGUUAUUCAGUAACUCACAAAGGUUGUUUGAGGAACAAAAGUUCGGUUCCUGCUUUUUAAAGACGUCAUCUGACCCGCACAAUCAGAUCAAUCCUCCUUGGGUGUCUUCCUUCGUAGCUGAAAAGAAGAAUAAAAAUGUCGGUCAGUCGACCAAGAGGAAAAUUCAGAGCAGCCUUUCCAGUGCUAGUCCGUCGAAAACCACCAAAAACUGA